Molecule: messenger RNA, 2557 nt
Organism: Rhodofomes roseus
Lineage: Eukaryota; Fungi; Basidiomycota; Agaricomycetes; Polyporales; Fomitopsidaceae
Exons: 5
Coding region: 65-2557 (830 amino acids)
Source: RefSeq, a predicted model, not a curated record
GUCCUUCGGUUCGCUACCGGGAUUUGGUCCUCAGCCGCAGCGACCUCACAGCACUGUCACUGUCAUGCGUACAGCUGGGCUGCACGUAGGCACGAUGUCCCGCCGUCGACUCUCCUUUCUCCCGUUCCCUCACUUCACUUCAGCCCUUCGACUCAUACCGUCCUUGGACCCCCUCCUACGGUUUCUUCAUCUCAUGUCUACCCGAGGUCGACCCACAAGGAAGAGGUCGAGUGACGUGCCAGCGGACAGCAACAAGGAUGAUGACCGUAUGACAAUCCACUGGGUUGGAAAACACUCAUACCGCACGGAGAGGCUCUUGGCCUGGCUCGUGGAGCAUCAGAAGGCACGGCGCGAGCUCCUUGGGGACGAUUGCAACGAGGCCCGAGAGGAGGGGCGCCCUAUCUCUGCAGGCAGCUCGUCGCGCUCAGUUCAAUGCAGAGUGAUUGCUGAGGAAAUUUUUCGAACUGACUUGGACGACAAGGUGGUUUCCUGCCGUACAAGGCUGAACGAUCGUGUAUGGAGACGCAUUCAGGCAUUGAAGAAGGACUACGGCGAGUACAUAAGGUUGCUGAACACGACCGGCUACGGUCUCACCGAGAGGGACAAUGCCGAUGGUAUCUUGACAGUGGAAGACAAAGCGUGGAGAGAAGCGAGGCUAGACCCCGAGUGGAAGGAAUCUAUGGUCCAAAUCUUUGGUAGAAGGCCCUCCCUCGUGCUCACGGGAGCGUCCGCGGAACCUGGCCAAGACCUUCAAGGAGAAGCAUCUCGGCACUGGAACAUGCGUCAGGCAGACGCCUUGCGCCCUGCCACGCCCGUUGAUUCCACUCCGGAGAUGCCGAUGCUGCAGCCUGGGAUGUGGUCUAACGUCGAAGGAGGGGCUGAGGGGCCUUUGGACGACUCAUGGUUGAGCUACGCUUUCGGCCAGGGUGCCAGUGCCGGGGACGAUCAAAUCAUUGCCGAGGGCGGCAACCGGAUCUCCAGUGAUAACGUCCGUGACGAUGCACUCCCCCCUGACCUCGACUUCGCCCUGGGGCUUGGGCCGAAGCCACCGAACGCGCAUCAACUUGAAUACCUCCAACCGUCCGCUAGCGCAUCCGCUGAGGUUCAACACCAAGCUCCGUCACGUGGAGACCCCACAAGCCUCACAGCGUCCAGGUCAGGAGUAUCUUCAGCCACGCAGUUGCACGUCAGCCCUGCUACCGCACACGCGGGUACGGUCACCCGCGGCUCCCUAUACCACUUCUCGCCUACAGCGAGUGAGACGUCCAGUAUCCAUAGUGUCCCGUCCCCCUCCCAUUACCCUCCUUCGCUGCAUAGUGCUGGGUCGUCGCUCUCCUCCCUCCAUGCGUCCAUGAACACCUGGACUGUCUCGACGUCGUCUCUGCCCUCUCACGCAAGUAUACGGUCCCCGUUGUCGCCAUCUUCUACAGCCGUUUCGUCGCAGGGGGCACCUCGUGUUGUGACUGGCAAGCGGCCAUCCGAGAAGACCUCUUCGUCCGCAUCGAAGAAGAGCCGGACGAGCGCCGGGGCAAAGACUGCCUCGGCACAGCCAGACAUGAGUGGUAUCAGCGAGCGGCUGGACGCCGCUGCACAGGUGCACGACGAGGUCACGAAGGCUGCGUUGUUGAGGGAGGAACGGGCGACGUUAAAGGCAAAGGCGUUGCUAAAGCGCGAGGAGGUGAAGGAAAUCCAGGCGCAAACGGAUAAGCUGAACGCGCAGAGCCUCAUGAUGAGGACAGUCGCAAACCAAGGGUUUGCAUACAUCCCGGACGACCUUAAGGACAACAUCACUCCGAGCCUGAUGCCCUACGGCGUCAACGUUCCUUACGGCGUCAACGUUCCUUACGGCGGCAACGUUCCUUACGGCGGCAACGGUCCCUACGGCGGCGGCAACACUCCGUACGCCGGCGGCAACGCUCCCUACGCCGGCGGCAAUGCUCCCUACGCCGGAGGCAACGCUCCGUACGGCGGCGGCAAUGCUCCCUACGCCGGCGGCAACGCUCCAUACGGCGGCGGCAACGCUCCCUACGGCGGCGGCAAUGCUCCCUACGGCGGCGGCAAUGCUCCCUACGGCGUGGGCGCGACGCCCUUCACACCACUCGGGCCUGUUGCACCCUACCCACCCAUCACAAACAUCGCCCCCACCGGGCCUGUCAUGCCCGUCACACCUGUUAUGUCGCCUGCUCACAUUGUGCCCGUCUCGCCCAUCGCCCCUGUCACCCCUGGCUCGUCGUUCCCCGUCGGUCCCACUGCGCCCAUUGCACCCUUCACACCCUUAGUACACGUCGCGCCCGUGUCCGCUGCGUCGAUCGUGUCAAUUGCGCCUGCAUCCACUGCGGCCGUCGCGCACGUUGCGCCUGCGUCCGCCGUGCCUGUGUCUGUCGCACCCACGUCCGUCGCACCCGCGUCCACUGCAUCCGUCGCAUCCAUUGCGCACGUUGCGCCUGCGUCCGCUGCGUCUGUCGCAUCCGUCGCGCAUGUCACACCUGCGUCUGCUGCCCCCGUUGCCCCCGUUGCUCCCAUGUCGCCCGACCUAGCUGAGGAUCUCUAUGAGUAG